UAUCACACUAUAGUUGUCACGACCGCAUGUGGAUGAAUUGUUAUUCAAUGCGGUUGAGGUGCUGGUCAUGAAUAUUCUGGUUCUGAAUCGUGCAAGUGGAUUGUGAAACUGUCAGCAGAUACAGACUGUGUGGUCGUUUUGAGUCAUUUUUGCACCGAUUCCUAAAUUUGGUUGAAGGAACUGGCAGCAGGGGGCGAGCUCGUUACCUUGUAUCUGGAUACGUACUUUCCCAAGCCGAGAUUUUAUUCAUUCACAAUCGUAUCAACUUUCACGAUCAGGUAUUGAUGGAGUUCCAUGUGUUGUGACUAGGUCGACCCGGCUUAGGGUUUACAAAUACAUGUACAUUUCAGCUGUACAUUUCAAUCACUUUAGCCAAUUGUCGGCAACAUAUUGAACACAUGGAGGUGCAUUUUAGCAACAGUUCUUUUCAAACUUGUGACAAUGUCAUGUUUUGUCCUGAAUAAGGUCACUUAGGAUUCAAAUUGUGCAGGCAAUUUUCAAUCGACUGAUAAAUAUUUAGGACUUACAUUGUAAUUACAGCUGCAUUCAUUUGGAAUGGAGCUUGUUCAAUGAAUCGUAUUUGUGAGUGUGGAAGCCUAUACUGCUGGACAGUUCGGUGCAGGGAUGUAGGGAUUCAUAUUUUUGGAGGAUUCAUGUUUUUUCCUCUUUAUAGAGCUUCAUUUGACUGGAGAAACGAAAAGAUAUGUACCUCAGCUCGACUGUAGAGUGUUGAAUUUUUGAAAUCGGAUGAAAAAUGACAAGUUCAGAGGCAGAUUUUGCAAGUAAGGGCAGUUCCAUGGACAAGAUUUUCAUGUGAAAAGUUUCCAUUUUUUUGUGCAAUGUCACAUUCCUGGUUGGUGAGUUUCUGGUGACCAUGUUCAGGCCUGCAACUUCUGGACAAUAUGGUAGAUGCCAAAGUUUGCAAAGAACAUAACUGUUUGGAACACGACAGGUUGUGGAUAAUGUGUCGUAUCCCAUAAUUUGGUUUUGAUCCGCGUGGAUGAACACUUUCUUCUGUUGGAUAUACAGUGACCUACUUGACGAUUCCAGGUAAAAGUGUUUUGUGACAUUUUAACGUUAGUGAGACUUCCUGGUUGGGCUCUCACCGCACAGUUCGUGAGGAGUUAAGUCCUUCUGACCUUCUCUGUGGUCAUUCUACUCGCAUUGGUUCUUUCCAAUCACCGAAGGGAGUGUGCCGGAUCCCAGCGUCUUCAUUGGUGCAGACUUUGAGGUGACCCACUACUUCUAUUAGAGCAGGACACUGCAGUGUUGAUGACCAAAAAACUUACCACACAAAGGAAGAUUUGACUCUGGAUUUAGACUUGGAGAAAACGCCUUGUUUACUCUGAGAGCAUUCUCACUGUGCUGCAGGCCUUGUUGCCAUUAUUUGCAUUUCUACUGCUAUUUCAAGAUUGCAUAAUCUGUGUUCGUAGACCUCACCAUGUAUGAGACGGCUCUGGAACCGUUGCCAGCCCCGGAUGCUCCGGAUGUGGCCAAGGAGAGCUUCGUGAAGCGUGUCUUGAGGAAAUUAUCCACCAGUACCACACUGGAUGUGGCAGAUUUUUCAGAGCCACAAGACAGGAUUGAUGAGCGACCCAUGGACGAUGACUGCGUGAUGCCAAUAUGGAAGUCAUAUCUAUACCACCUCCAGCAGCAAGCCCCGAUGCCGAGGAGGGUCGUCUGUACCAGAGAUCUGCCAAGCAAACCAGCUCAGUACGGCCGCGAGUUCCAUGGUGCAUUAUCACGGGAGGAGACCGACAGACUAGUCAGUAAAUGCGAUGGAUGUUAUGUUGUGCGGGAGAGCCAGAGGGCGCCGGGGACAUAUACGCUAGCUAUACGAUUUGAGGGUAUCACGAAGAACUUCAAAUUAUAUUACGAUGGCCAGCACUAUGUGGGUGAGAAACGGUUCGAUACGAUACAUGACCUAGUCGCGGACGGACUUAUUACCUUCUAUUUGGAGGCAAAAGCGUCAGAUUAUAUCGCCGCGUUAUCGAACGAAUCAAAUUAUGAGGAAUCGCCGUAUUACCGCACAAAGACGAAGAAACAGAAGGAGUUGCAUGCGCCCGGUGGCGCCCCACAGCAGCUUUAUCAAGAAGUGUUAGAUAACCGGGAAAAUCUCGACCGGGAUCCUAGUCUUAAUAAACAAAGUCUUGCAUUUGGAGAAUUAGAUUCAGCAGAUUCCAGAGGAGCAACAACAAAUUCAAGAUUAGAUAUAAAAAAGUAUGAAAAAACACAUAAAUUUAAGGUUCAAAACUUUAAAGGUCCUCACUGGUGUGAUUUCUGUGCUAACUUCAUGUGGGGUCUAAUAGCUCAGGGGGUCAAGUGUCAAGACUGUGGUUUCAAUGCUCACAAGAAGUGUUCAGAGAAGGUACCCAACGACUGCAUGCCCGACAUGAAGUUUAUCAAGCGCUGCUUUGGCAUUGACUUGACAACGUUAGUCAAGGCUCAGAACACAGCUAUCCCGGUGGUGGUCACCAUGUGUAUAAAGGAAAUAGAAUCUCGAGGUGUUGACGCUGAGGGCUUGUAUCGUGUGGCUGGUUUCCAUGACGACGUAGAGGCAAUCAAAUUAGCAUUUGACAAAGAUGGCGAGAAUACAGAUAUAUCAUGUGCGGUUUACGAGGACCUCAACACCAUUGGCAGUGUGCUCAAGUCCUACUUUAGAGAGUUACCCAUUCCAUUAGUCACGUUUGAGAGCUAUCCCCUAUUCAUCGAGGCUGUCAGAAAAGACGGUUUAGACCAAGACGAGAGGUUGCAGAUGGUGUAUCACGCGACCGGCAAACUGCCACCUGCUCACUACCAGACAUUAAAAUACUUGAUGGCUCAUUUAGGGAGGGUCGUCGAGAAGCAAAGAGUUAACAUGAUGAGCCCUGAAAACUUAGCGAUUGUAUACGCACCCACGUUACUACGGUCGCCAGAUACGGACCCCCUGUCAAGCCUCACAGCGGCCAAAUAUGAACGCAACUUAAUGGAACUGAUGAUCUCGCAUCAAGACAUAUUGUUCACCCAAUAAUGAACUUCCUGCCAUAGCCACUUCUAGUGUUAGUUAUCGGGACUACUCAGACACAAGGCGAAACUCGGAAUGAAUGAAAGUCUUACUUUACAUAGAGUCACUCAGUCACGUGUUGGAUGUGAAUAGAUGUUUUUUGAGACAUGUGUGUAGUGGUUGGGGGGGGUAUCCUUAGCAACAAAGGGUAGCAGAUUUUGCACGUGUUUGACCAGGAGACGGACGGAAGCAGUUCUCAUUUUAGCCAAAUGGGCAGGAAUACAACAUUUAUUUUAGCGCUACAAGGCAAAACGAUCCAAGUCGUAUGGUAAAUGCAAAGGACUAAGGUCAUUUUGUCUUGCUGGCCUUCAUUUUAGGGUUACUCUCAUGAAUAAACCAAUCUAAUGUCUGAAAGUCUUUAAGCACGUUCCAGUAUUCUUCCAGUUUCGAGCAAGAAAUCAAAUCAAAAGUAGUCUUCUAUUGAGUUGAGUAUGAUUGUGUGAUGUUGCCACUGAGAAUGUGAGACCAGCUCUGGAUAGUGUGUGGUGCUGUCUUACUGGCCAGCAAACAGGUGGCCAUGAGGAUGACGUUAAGUCAGUCAAACACUGCAAAAACAUGACAUCUACUGGUGACAUCAUCUUUCAUCUUCGCGUUUACAGAUAAUGGCAAGAUAUAUGACCAUGAAAAGGGAUAUUACUGCUGUGUGGUUGUCAAAAUAUGAGAUUGAAAGUAAAAUGGAACCUCUCUUAGCGGACAACUCUCUAUUAAGGACAACCUUUUUAUUAAGGAUGCUAAUUUUGGUCCCAAACUGAUAAUUUCCAUUCAAUUCGACCUCUCUAAUCAGGACACCUCUCUAUAAAAGACAGCACUUGUCAGUCCUGUGGGUGUCCUUAAUAGAGAGGUUCUACUGUAGUAAGUACACAAAGUGACAAUAUCUCCAAACCACGAAAAAAGCAGCAAUGAAUAUUUGUGGGUUUACUGUAAUAAUCAGUCAUUUUUCAUCUUUUGACCCCUCUGGUAAAAUUUCCAAAAUAUCCCGUUUGCACCAAAAUGAAGGGUUAAGAGUUGAUAUAACUGACUGACGAGAAAGUUAUGGAGGAGACUGCUAUGUAUGUUGUUGCUUUAAUUUAUAAAUAAUCGUGAAAGAAACAUAACCUGUCUGUCAAACCAUAUCACCUGCAUACUUAGUCGUCACAUGAAUAUUCAGAUUUCAUUGUCUGUAUAUUUGAGUAUUCAUUACAUGAUAAACUGGAACAUGUAUAUUCAUUGCCCUGCUGUGCCUGGAAAGUGCAUUAUUUUUCCUACAAAUUUGCAUGUAUUUAUAAACUCUGUAUAUUUAACUUGUGUACAUUUGGUUUAGAUGAAAAUAUUAGUUGAGAUUAAUGUGGAAAAAUAGUCACUUUUGCCAAAUGAGAUGUCUGUGUGGUUGCGGCCCAGAAACUGUUAUAUCUGUGUCUGUCUGGUUUGGGCCCAGAAUCUGUCUUAUCAUGUGUCUGUCUGGUUUGGGCCCAGAAUCUGUCUUAUCAUGUGUCUGUCUGGUUUGGGCCCAGAAUCUGUCUUAUCAUGUGUCUGUCUGGUUUGGGCCUAGAAUCUGUCUUAUCAUGAGUGGGCGUGUGGCCCAAAAUCUGUAUAUCUUGACCAAUUAUGAGAUCUUGCCUAUGGACUGGGAGUUUUUAAGGCCAAAUUGAAAACCGUACUGUAAUGAUAUUAACCCACCCUGAGUGAAGGGGAGACUGCCAAGGGAUCAGUGCAUGUUUUACGCAUUCAGAGGCUAGAAUUGAACAGGGCCCCUUGCCAUACAUACCUUGGGUUGUUCUGCGUCUGGUCACUGGGUGCUCAAGGCUAGGGUAUGACUGCGAGGUCGCACAAUAUGUCUUUAUUCUAACACCUUCCUUGCAAUGUACUGAUGUUUUCCAGGUCAAAUGCAUUGCGCCUGGUUUUGGCCGCAGCAGGUGAAUGACUAGGUGCCUUUGAGAUGGACGUACUUUUCCCUUCACUGCGCAGUCUGGUGGCUUGGGUUGCUCACCAAAUGACCAGGGAGGUUUCAUUUCACCUAAUGCCUUAGUGAGGCACCUGGUUGCAGCAGACCUUUCAGCUUCAUUUCAUUUCUGAAGGGGAAGGUGGAUGAAUUUCAGAAAUUUUCAAAUCCUACGAUGUUUUAUUUUUGUACAAAAUCCCAUAUUUAUGGGAAUCUUGUACAUGACGAUGUUUGUUUUUUAUUUAUUUUAUCAUUGUGUGCUAUCUGUUGUUUUAACUCUUGGAGGGUUCCAUAUUUUGUUGGCCAAGUCUGUUCUUGAAUUGGUUUACAUCGUGGGUAGCUGAGAUACUUUCUAAACAUGCGACACCAGGUGAAGAUUCUCCGCUAUGCGGUACGCACAUGGUUUAGUGUGUAUAUUUGCCACUGAAUGGCGCUGCCUGUGGUGGUUGGUGUUCACCAACAUAUCCAGCAUCCCCUUUGUAAACUAAUUCAUGACCUUUCUCUUGAUGAUUUCAAACAUGGCAUCAGAAACUGUUUUUUUCUGUCUCGGCUCAGUACUUAUAAAGUGCCCCACAACGGGCGAUUUAGAUUGCAAUGAUUUGCAAGAAGUAUUACCGCAACAAGCAUAAAAAGAUCACUUGUCUGAUGGAAAAGCCUAUUAUAUUAUUGAGGCCACCACCAUUCUUGUCGAAGGCACCAGCGAUGACCACCGUAAUUUUUGUCGCAGGCACCAGCGAUGACCACCGUGAUUCUUGUCACAGCCACCAACAAUGACCCUCGCAAACAUGAGAUUUUUAGCGCAUGUGAUCACGAUUGAAGGUCCUGCAGACAACAGAUGGCACAUGCAUUCGACAGCACUUUAAGAGAGUGCUGCAUGAUCACUCUUGUGCACAUCCUGGCUUUCGCCAUCAAGGUCUUAAUUCCUCAUAUCACCAACGGAUGCAAGGCAAUAUCAUUUCUCUCAGUGCUGCAAGUUUCAUCAGGUUUUUUGGGCCGAGCCUACUAAAAGGAUACUGAUGUCACAUGCACACUGGUUUAAUGAUUUAUGACAUCUGGCCUUCUUUUAUUGACCAAUAAACGUUUUAACAAUGCUGAUGCUCCAGGGAGAAAUGGGUCGAGACGAUGUUAGCCUUGCACUUACCAAGUUCAGAGUUACUGUAAAGGGGCGCUCCUGUGAUGCAUCAGAAAGUAUACACAAAUAUUCUAAACUAAAAAAUUGAUUUUGCGCUUUUUUCAAUGUUUAUCUGUUGUGCCAUUUGCACACGCGGGAAUUUUAAAAACAUUGCCAGCACUGUAUUAUGCAACAGUGAAUGUAACACUUGUACCCCCUGGUCAGUGUUGACUGCCGAUUGCCUGACUAGGGGGAGUACAGGGUUUACAUUGACGGUGCAUUAUCCCGAGACACUCAUGCAUGUGCUUCACUGAUUUUCUCCAAACAUCUUCCAACUUGUUUUGGUUCUAUGCGGAGCACACUUGUCAUCGAAGUGUUGUCAUCCUUUUGUCAUCCCCAUAAGAGUAUUGGAAGGAAACUUUCUAUAUUGAGCAAAUGUUAAAUGGCUGAAGUAUAAAGUGCACAAUAAAGAUAUGAUAUAUGA
Molecule: messenger RNA, 6556 nt
Organism: Lineus longissimus
Lineage: Eukaryota; Metazoa; Nemertea; Pilidiophora; Heteronemertea; Lineidae
Product: N-chimaerin-like
Exons: 12
Coding region: 1442-3010 (522 amino acids)
Biological process (GO): regulation of GTPase activity; signal transduction
Molecular function (GO): GTPase activator activity
Source: RefSeq, a predicted model, not a curated record